This is a messenger RNA of Diachasma alloeum, 846 nucleotides long. RefSeq lists its product as uncharacterized. Bases 1 to 846 code for a protein of 281 amino acids. The transcript has a single exon. The record is from RefSeq and is a predicted model, not a curated record. NCBI's taxonomy places the organism in Eukaryota, Metazoa, Arthropoda, Insecta, Hymenoptera, Braconidae.
AUGGAAACCCUCCACAAGACGAUUUAUGAAGCUGCAAAAGCAUCAGGUAUGCUCAUUUCUCCGAGAAACACUUCCACCUUCCAUCCAAAACAACCGUGGUUCGAUCGGGAAUGCCUAGCUGCGAAGAAAUCAACAGAAUCUUCAUUUUGUACCUGCCGGAAUGCCCAGUUUUUAUCUCCAGCUGUUGUCUCCUACCGCAGUAUCAAGAAAACAUACUUUGAUCUCAUCGACGACAAGAGGCAGGCGUAUUUCAACGACAUCAGGGAGAGGAUCGCCAAUGCUAAAGCACAGUCCGACUUCUGGAGAGCAUUCCGGUCCUGUACAGUUCUAUCUCCAUCCCCAGAGCUCGACGUAGAGGUCUGGCAAUCCUUCUACGCUGUCGUCUACCCUUCGAGGGUUGUUGACUUCGGUGAUUACAGUGGCUCUGCUGACCAGCGUCUUGAUGGUUCAAUUUCACUAGGUGAGAUUAAGUCGGUCCUGGUGGCUGCGAAGUGUGGAAAGACUGCGGGCUCUGACAGCAUCCCUGCAGAAUUUUACAAAGCCCUCCCUCCUGCCGGUAUGCUGUAUCUCCUCAACCUCUUCAACAAGAUCCUUUCCGAGGGCGUGGUUCCUGACUAUUGGCAUGAAAUUAUCCUGACCAUGAUCUUCAAGAAGAGUGACAAGACCAAGCCAGAGAACUACAGAGGGAUCGCGCUGGUCGUCGUCGCAAAACUCUUCACGAAGAUCCUCUGCUCCAGGCUCGACAAAUGGGCGGAGGAGGCAAACAUCUACCCGGAAGCUCAAGCUGGAUUCCGCAAAGAACGCUCUACGCUAGAUAACAUCUUUGUAGCGCUGGCGACCGUCUAA